UCCCUAGACCACGUUCGUAAUUUUACGUUCUUUUAUUUUGGAAGUUUUGUAGAGUGUUGUUUAUUUUUGUUUAUCCUAUAGUAAAUGCUACUGUUGAACUUCAUAAGGUGACGCAAAAUAAAAUAGAUCAACAUGCCGAAAGUUCGAAGCACAUCGGGUGCCCCCCGAAAACAGGGAUUUAACAAGUCCAACCACUCUAUGAAUCCCGAGAGACCCAAGGCUGGAUUAAAAGGAGUAGCCAAUCCCAGAACAAAGGGAACAAUAAAAAGGCUUCAGAUGUACCGAAAUUUCAAGGCAAAAAGAGAUAGGACAGGAAAAAUUAUAGCACCUGCACCUUUCCAGGGCCGUUUGCCUUCGGGCACCAUGGCAAGAGUUGAGCCAACACCAAAGUGGUUCAGCAACUCUCGUGUCAUAUCACAAUCCGCCCUGCAAAAAUUCCAGGACGAAAUUGGAAAGGCUGUAAAAGACCCAUACCAAGUUAUUAUGAAGCCAAGUCAACUGCCUAUUACUUUGUUGAACGAAUCUGCUAAACAUCAGAGAGUCCACUUGCUGGAAACGGAAAGCUUUGAAAGCGUAUUCGGACCGAAAAAGCAAAGAAAACGUGUCAAUAUCAAAGUAAGGGAUUUGGAGGAUUUAAGCCGGAAAGUAGAGGAACAGGAACAAGAGUACGAUGUCACGAAGGACGUUGACUUGGUACGUGAGGACACAGGUGAUAAAGAUGCCCAAAGAGAUUGGAUCUUUGCUGCUGGCCAGAGUAAACGAAUCUGGAAUGAGCUACAUAAAGUAGUGGAUGCGUCAGACGUAUUGCUUCAAGUAUUGGAUGCGAGAGAUCCUAUGGGAACGCGAUCAAAGUACAUAGAAGAGUUCCUACGCAAGGAAAAACCCCACAAACAUCUAUUCUUUAUUUUGAACAAAGUCGAUUUAGUUCCCGUAUGGGUUACUCAGCGUUGGGUAGCAAUUCUAAGCUCCGAAUAUCCAACAAUUGCCUUUCACGCCUCUUUACAACAUCCCUUUGGUAAAGGUGCUCUUAUAAAUCUAUUCCGACAAUUGGGCAAGUUGCAUUUGGACAAGAAACAAAUCAGUGUAGGCUUCAUAGGCUAUCCCAAUGUUGGAAAAUCAUCUGUUAUAAAUGCAUUAAGGUCCAAAAAGGUUUGUAAAGUUGCGCCCAUAGCAGGUGAGACAAAGGUGUGGCAAUACAUCACCUUGAUGAAACGCAUAUUCCUCAUCGAUUGUCCAGGCGUUGUAUAUCCAUCAGCUGAGACAGACACGGAAAAAGUUUUAAAAGGCGUCGUUAGAGUGGAAUUGGUCACAAAUCCAGAGGACUAUGUUGAUACAGUUUUACGGAGAGUGCGACCAGAAUACAUCAGGAAAACAUAUAAAAUUGAACGGUGGUCUUCGCACAUGGAUUUCCUGGAACAAAUAGCCAAGAAGAGCGGUAAAUUGCUGAGAGGAGGAGAGCCUGACAUUACAGUAACGGCACGAAUGAUACUGAACGAUUUCCAAAGAGGCAAAUUGCCGUACUAUGUGGCGCCAGAAGGUUUCGAAACUCCGAAAUCUCAAACUGGCCAAGACGUUGAAAAAGAAACAAAUGAUGCGAGUGAAAACCAAAAUGAUGACGACAAAUCUGAAGCUCCCACAUUCGUAAGUGAAUCUGUGAAAAAAGCUCGGGAAUUCAAACAGUUGCAAGACUUCCGCAAAAUUAAAGUUGGUGUUACAUUUGAACAAGACGACGUCAAAGAAUUGGACAAAAUCGACCUCGAGCUUUUGGAACAGCAAAAGGCCGAAAGAGCAGCACGAAAGAAGGCCCGUUUACUCAAUCCAGCCGAGGAUGAAGAAUCCAGCGACGGCGCCAGCGACUUUUAUUCAGAAGAUGAGUACAAUGAAGACUUGGAAAAGGUUGUUCACAAGAAGGCACCACCUAAACGAAAGAAAACGGUGGCAAUUACAUCCUCCGGAAAAUUCCGAGUCGAAGAAGAAAUAGAAGCAUCCAGCGAUGAAUCAGAUGCGGCCACAGCACCACCUGCCAAGAAGAAGUUGACAGCCAAGCAGAAACGUACCAUUGAAAGACAACAAAAACGUAAAAAAGUCGGCAGUAAUUUCUAUGAAGUAUCCAAUGUUAAGAAUCGAAACCGCAAUAAGAAAGAAAAGAAAUAGAAAGGUGGCAUACGAUACGCAAGACGUUUGUAGUUUUUUGACAGAUUUAUAUCUUUGAAUAAGUUUUACAAGCUGAAGAAUAAAAAAUAUGUUAUAA
This is a messenger RNA of Stomoxys calcitrans (stable fly), 2251 nucleotides long. It is a transcript of the gene Ns2, whose product is annotated as nucleolar GTP-binding protein 2. Bases 133 to 2154 code for a protein of 673 amino acids. The record is from RefSeq and is a predicted model, not a curated record. NCBI's taxonomy places the organism in Eukaryota, Metazoa, Arthropoda, Insecta, Diptera, Muscidae. The transcript is spliced from 2 exons. Gene Ontology annotation, molecular function: GTP binding. Gene Ontology annotation, cellular component: nucleolus.